Purpureocillium lilacinum is the source of this 1746-nucleotide messenger RNA. RefSeq lists its product as uncharacterized. Lineage: Eukaryota; Fungi; Ascomycota; Sordariomycetes; Hypocreales; Ophiocordycipitaceae. The record is from RefSeq and is a predicted model, not a curated record.
AUGUCUAUACCAGGCCUCGACAUGCGAGACGACGUGCCGCCCCCUCUUCCUCCGCCCCGAAUCCUACCCUUUGGUGAUAGCCCCCAUCCGUCGGAGCAUACGAGAAGGGACAGCCGAGACUACAACGCUUCGUCGUCCUUCGCCAGCGGCUACGGCAGCAUGGCUUCUUCUCACGCGGAUGAUCGCCCGAGUUUCAAGAGACGGGACACCGGCAGCACCGCCAAUGGCGACGAAGGUUACGCCAGUUAUGCCUCCACUGACAGGUCUCGUGAUUCGGUGCCGACUGAGUUUGGACUGCAUCACAGCAAGUUCCACUUCCAGUCGCCCGCUGACAUCCACACGGACAACAUCUUGAAGAAGCUGGAUCCCAUUCGGAGCGCGGAAAAGUCGCCGCCGCGUUCGCUAUUGACGUCGUCCGUCAGUGAUCUGCCCAGAAGACAUCCCGACCCGCGGACGCGACCGACACUGAACAUGCCCGUGCAGCUGCCAAUACAUAGCCGCCAGGCGAUGCUCGAUUCUCCCGCCAGCCGAUUCUCAGACAGCCCGCUUUACUCGGCCGCAUCUCCUCGGCCCAUGCCGUUCCACCACAGCCCCGUCGACCAGCGCCUGCACCCCGACACGUCAGACGUGGACCGGUCGCCGAGGGCACGAACAUGGAGAAACAAUAGCGACGACGCCACGUCUACUCAGGGGAGUUACGAAUUCACUGGAGCAGAAGACAUGGAGAUGGACGACGCCGCUUCUAUCAAGCGCCUGCAUCUGGAUGACUCCUACGCCUCUGUUGGCCAGAAGCGCCGGGCUGCCAGCCCACCGCCCGAAGAGAUGCUGCUCCAUGGCGUUUCCGGCCAGAGCGAUGCCGUCCGCCGAAGGGACAUUGGUUCGAGAGGCUCCCCCACGCCGAGGUUGACGGUGAUACCCCAAGGCUCCUCUUCAUCGUCCAUGUCCCCGGCUGCGGUGUCGCGCUCAAACUCGUACAUCUCGUCAGCUUCGAUGCCGCCCUUGUCUGGCAAUUCAUACGGCCGUCGCUCCCCUGGUGGUACAUCACCAGGAGGCCUCUCCCCGACAUCGUGCAGCUCUCCUUAUACAACACCGGCUUCCUUGACGCAAAGCCCCCGGACAUCCAUCUCCGGGCGGGGCGGCGCGCACGCUCGGACGACCUCCGGCGCGAGUCCCAGAAAAUUGACGGAGAUUCAGAAGCCGAGCGGCACAAAGCUGCAGGGAUUUUACAUGUGCGAAUGUUGUCCGAAGAAGCCCAAGAAGUUUGAAACGGCGGAGGAGCUCGCUGCCCACGAAGCUGAGAAGCAGUACGAGUGCUCUUUCUGCGGCAACCGCUUCAAGAACAAGAAUGAGGCCGAGCGCCACCAGAACUCCCUGCACGUUCGCCGGCAUUCUUGGUCUUGCUCAGCGCUGUCUGGGUAUGACCGGGCCUUUCACGAUUCGACCAGCCGUCCCGGAGAGAUUGAUACUUGCGGCUACUGCGGGGAGGAAUUCCCGAGAACCGGCUGCGCCAUGGGGAGCGGCAUCGGUGGCCACCCUCCCAGGCAUGCCACGGAGCAGGAUUGGGAAGAGCGGAUCCGACAUCUUCAGGACGUGCACAAGUUCAGGGAGUGCAACUCGGCCAAGAAGUUUUACAGGGCGGAUCAUUUCCGGCAGCAUCUCAAGCAUAGCCAUGCUGGGACCAGCGGGAAGUGGACCAACAUGCUGGAGAAUGCGUGCAUGGUGGAGGAAGACCCGUCGCCUCGGUGA